CCUUGCUCAAACAUAAACCCUUGUUCUCCCCUCUCCUUUUUCUCUCAAAAUUCUCUCUCCUACAGCUCCAGACGCCAUGGGAACACCAGAAACAUCUCGAGAACCAUGUCCGGACCGAAUCCUGGACGACUUAGGCGGCGCCUUCGCCAUGGGAGCCGUGGGAGGUUCAGUGUUCCAUUUCAUAAAGGGAGCCUACAAUUCCCCUAAAGGUGAGCGCUUUCUUGGUGGGGUCAACACGGUUCGAAUGAGCGCACCUCGAACUGGUGGUGGGUUCGCCGUUUGGGGUGGUUUAUUCUCGAUUUUCGACUGUGGUAUGGUGUAUGUUCGUCAGAAGGAAGAUCCCUGGAAUUCAAUCUUCGCCGGAGCUGCCACUGGUGGGUUCCUUCAGAUGCGUCAGGGUCUCAAAUCAUCUGCUCGUUCUGCCGCUUUUGGUGGGGUUCUUCUUGCUUUGAUUGAAGGUGCUGGGAUCAUGGUUAAUCGGAUUAUGUCGCCGCCGCCUCAGGGUAUGUAUGAUGAGCCGGACAUGACAAUGGGUGGUGCUGGUGCUGGUGGGGACCCGUACUAUGGGUAUGCUCAAACGGGUGCGGGUGCGGGUGCUGGUGGUGGGUCUGAGCAGGGGAGUCAAAGUGGUGGGUUUUUUGAUGGGUGGUUUGGUGGUGAAGGGAAGAAGGAGGGGAGUGGUUCGAGUAGAGGUGGAAGCAGGGGCGAAUCGGUGUUGGAGAGCUUUGAUACGCCUACUCCUAUGCCUAAUUUUGAUUACAAAUGAUGGGUUUGUUUGUUUGUUUUCAAUGCCACAGCAUGGUACGCGAGUAUUUGACAUAAUAGAAGAUUUCUGCAUUGGAGAACCGAACAGAAGCCACAGCAUGGUACACGAGUAUUUGACAUAAUAGAAGAUUUCUGCAUUGGAGAACCGGAACAGAAGCCACAGCAUGGUACACGAGUAUUUGACAUAAUAGAAGAUUUCUGCAUUGGGGAACUGUAACAGUGACUGAGCUUGUAUGACACUGCGACUGAUUCUAUGCAUUACAGGGAAAACUAAUUGGAUUUGAUAACUAGAUUAAUUUGUUUGGCGUUAAGUUAUACACUUAUAUUCAAAGUAGGUUCAAUCCACAGCUGGAUUUUCAAUGACUGUUGAAACAUAUUGACAUGUUAAUUUCUUUCUGAUUUAUUUUCAAUAAAUAAAGUUAAUAGCGUUUGUAGGCUGAUCACGAAUAAGGGUAGCUCAGUUGUUAGCCAUAGAUCUUACACCGGUAUUUGUGGUUGUGACUCGUGAAAUUCGAAUUCACAUCACUUACCCUGGGAUCUUACAUUCUUACCACCGGUGUUGUGGUUUUGACUUGUGAUGUUGUGGUUGUGACUUGUCCUUCACUCCAUGGGGGAGAGGGGAAGAGGCCGAGGUCUCUUCCCCUAUUUGAUGCACGUAAGACUGACAUACAUAUUCUUGUGUUCUUGUAAUUGUAUGACCGUACUUUUUAGAGCUUGUAAUAAACUAUAUUAACUGAUAC
Messenger RNA from Chenopodium quinoa (quinoa), 1505 nucleotides. Its product is annotated as mitochondrial import inner membrane translocase subunit TIM17-2-like. Gene Ontology annotation, cellular component: TIM23 mitochondrial import inner membrane translocase complex; mitochondrial inner membrane. The record is from RefSeq and is a predicted model, not a curated record. The transcript is spliced from 2 exons. Gene Ontology annotation, molecular function: transmembrane protein transporter activity. Gene Ontology annotation, biological process: protein import into mitochondrial matrix. Bases 77 to 766 code for a protein of 229 amino acids. Lineage: Eukaryota; Viridiplantae; Streptophyta; Magnoliopsida; Caryophyllales; Amaranthaceae.